Messenger RNA from Zychaea mexicana, 549 nucleotides. RefSeq names its product P-loop containing nucleoside triphosphate hydrolase protein. The record is from RefSeq and is a predicted model, not a curated record. Lineage: Eukaryota; Fungi; Mucoromycota; Mucoromycetes; Mucorales; Lichtheimiaceae. The transcript has a single exon. Gene Ontology annotation, biological process: DNA recombination; DNA repair. Gene Ontology annotation, cellular component: chromosome; cytoplasm. Bases 1 to 549 code for a protein of 182 amino acids. Gene Ontology annotation, molecular function: 3'-5' DNA helicase activity; four-way junction helicase activity.
AUGUUACGCAAACACCUUUCGCCGUAUCUCGGUAACAAUGUUCAGGCAUUCCAUGGUGGCCACAGCAAAGAAGACAAGAUCCGUAUCACUCAAGAUUUUCUCAAUGGCAAUACAUCAAUUGUUGUUGCAACAAACGCGUUUGGCACUGGCGUUGAUCAUCCGUCAAUCCGUCUUGUUGUACAUGUAUCCGGAUCGGCCUCAGUCUUAGAUUAUGCCCAAGAAACAGGACGUGCCGGACGUGAUGGAAGAGUCGCUUUUUGUGUCCUGUUGGCAAGUAAGAUGUCCAAUCACAGUGACCCUAAUAACGACGACGAAAGCACUUGGGCAGGUUUCCGACGGAAGAUAAACAACAGUGUAUGUAUACGCAAGACAAUCCAAUCCGAGUUAGAUCCUUACUCGUAUACCUGCUUUGGAUAUCCAAACGCGCAGACAUGUUCGAUUUGCCAUACCCCAAAAGGUCAGUAUAUUGUAUAUCUUUUUGCUACCCCUUUCUACUUUCUCUAUUAUAAACCUAUGUCGGACACAUUUAAGCAGGGAAAAGUGAAAUGA